AUGAGCCCUCACGCUUCCUCUGCGCCUAUCUGCAAUGGGCCUCCUCUGGAUGACAAGAACCGUACUUUCCUUGAGUGGAAGCCUCUGUUCAUCAGCCAAGCCAAUGGUCAUGAAUUUACCCCAUUCUACACGACCAAAAGUUAUGUGCCAACUGAUCUUGAUCGCUCUAUUUUGAGUAUCCUGGACGACGACGUCCAAGUGGAUAAGCUAAAGCAUCCUGAGCUUUAUGCUGUUGAUCCGGACCUGUUAGGCAACGACCAUGAUGCUCGACAAAAAGAAAUCGAAGCUCACAUACACUCAGUCAAGAGCGCUACUUUGAAGGCUGAAACGGCGAAAGCGUUGACACGUCUGCGCUCCCUGGCCCUCAUCUUCCUCAACUCCUCCAUGGUGGACUCCCUUCGGAACGAUCCUGCGGUACUAAACGCCCAGUCACAGAAGAUCAAGUAUCGCGAAGGUGACUGUCUCGACACUCUGUUUGCCGACGUUAAGUCCAUCGCCAGCCAAUACCGCUCGGCCAUGAUCCCCACCAUCCUGGAUAUCCCUGCGGUCGACCACGACGCCUUCCUGUGGACUAACCACUACAUGGUGAAACUGUCGGAGGUGUUUUCAGACGACAAGCAAAUUUGGGACCUAAUUCGAGCUAUUUCGAGCAAUGCAAAGGCCUCUGGACAACCCUGUUCCGUUGCUUCCAUCGACGCCGCCAUCAAGGACGCACUGGCGACACGUCAUUUGCGGUCGCUGGCUCUUGGCGAACACGGUUCCGCCGAUUCGGCAUCGACGCGGUCACAUCUGAUUAAUGCCGCUGUUGGUGAGCCUGUACAUCCUAGCCUUGGGCUGGUUACACGUCGGUCGCUGCCAUCGUACGCCCACGUCAAGUGCCAUGACCAUAUUGGACCCGCAUGCUUCUACUGCGGUGACUCGGAGCAUGCUGCUGAGCUCUGUAAAUGUCACGCGGAGCCUCCUUCUGUUGGAGCGUCAAUCUUCUUCCAGCCGUCGCGGUACAAGUUUGAAUUUCAAAUCAUACUGCUCGACAUGAAUUUAUUAGUUCUCGGAGGAUAUUGA
Molecule: messenger RNA, 1062 nt
Organism: Aphanomyces invadans
Lineage: Eukaryota; Oomycota; Saprolegniomycetes; Saprolegniales; Verrucalvaceae
Exons: 2
Coding region: 1-1062 (353 amino acids)
Source: RefSeq, a predicted model, not a curated record